ACAUUGAGAUCUAAAUUGAAAUAAUUAUCACAAUAUUCAUUAGUGUCAAUAUUGGUUAUUUAUCAAGUCAGUAGGCCUAUAUAUAUGGUACAGAUAAGAUGGGAGUACCCCCAUCUCCAUUGAUUGUUCGUGUUCAGUCUCCAGACCAUGGAACAAAGAGAGUGGAAGCCAAACAGAAUGAGACAGUUGCUGAUUUCUUGAAUAAGCUUCAAGCUGAAUUUGGACUGGGUGACACAGGAUGGAACGUUUAUAAAUCUAGAGACAAGAAAGACUGGAUCAGAACAUCUCGUGCCAGAACAUUGGACUCCUACAAAAUUAGACAUGGAGAUAUGCUGUACUUAUUUUUGGCCAGCAAGACAACAAAGAAUCAAGACUUCGGAAACAUAGGACAGAAUAUUGAGGUAUCACCUGGCUCCUCCCAGAUGUCAUUGGGUAUGUCUUCACCUAUCCCUGGACGGGGAGGAGUUAUCGAGGAUGAGGUGGACCAGAUUCUGGACAAAGAGGAUGGCAAGAUUUACAGAAAACGCAAUGAACAAUUAUGUCACCAUGGUCCACAAGGAAAAUGUCUGCACUGUGUACCACUGAUGCCAUAUGAUGAGGAAUUUCUACACAGCUGUGAUCCUCCUAUCAAAUUCCUCUCAUUUCACUCACACUUACGUAAACUGACUGGUGGUGUGGAUAAAGGGAAAUUUGCCUUCUUGGAAAACAUAAGCUGCAAAAUAAAGACUGGAUGUACAGAACAUCCGCCUUGGCCUGGAGGUAUCUGUACAAAAUGUCAGCCCAAUGCAGUCACACUCAACAGACAGAAAUACAGACAUGUAGAUUACAUAAUGUAUGAAAAUGCCUCUAUUGUUGAUCGAUUUCUUAACUUCUGGAGGACAACGGGCAACCAAAGAAUUGGAAUUAUGUAUGGAAAGUAUGAGCCACAUAAAGACACACCACUGGGUAUAAAGGCCACUGUUUGUGCUAUCUAUGAACCACCCCAGGUUAGUUCUAAGAGCAGGGUGGAACUGCUGGAAGAUCCAAAAGAAGACUUAGUCAAUAAAGUGGCUGAUAGGCUUGGUAUUGGCCCAGUAGGCUGGAUAUUUACUGACCUCAUCGCCGACGACCUUGGAAAAGGAACUGUAAAACACUUCAGAGGAAAUAUUAAUUCACAUUUUCUAAGUGCUGAAGAAUGCAUCAUGGCAGCAGAUUUCCAGAACAAACACACCAAUCCAUGUAAACUAGCUACAGAAGGGCACUUUGGUUCUAAGUUUGUCACAGUUGUCGUAACAGGUGAUGCCAGUAACCAGAUCCACUUUGAGGGCUAUCAAGUAUCCAAUCAGUGUAUGGCUUUAGUGAGAGAUGACUGUCUGAUACCAACCAAGGACGCACCAGAACUAGGCUACGUCAAGGAAUCCUCAGACAAGCAGUAUGUGCCUGAUGUAUUUUACAAGAUAAAAGAUAGUUACGGCAAUGAAAUAACCCAGCUAGCCCGUCCCUUACCUGUGGAGUAUCUACUCGUUGACUUGCCAGCAGCCUUUCCACUCACAGCACAAUAUACAUUCAAGUCCCAUUUACAUACAGAGAUCAAACCUUUCUCUGCCUCCAACAGAGAUCAACUAGGGGAAGCUCAGGACUUCAAUGCCCUGGUGAGCUAUUUGCAGCAGUUUCCUCCUAACCGAUUCCUGGAAGCCAUGUCCGAUUUCCAUAUCCUCGUUUUUCUUGGUACCUCUGACAUGUUACCAGUUCAGGAGAAAAUUGGAAUGCUAUUAGACGCUGUUAAGAUAGAUGAUGAGAAACUUGCUUCUGAUUUCAAAAAGACAGAAGAAUGGGCAACAGUAGAGGAGAUGAUGGCUGCUCAUGAACCAUCUCCAGGUCUGUCCAGGGAGAGAUCAUAUGUAGGACCUGGAGCGUCUCCCCUCCCACCGAUUGGGGCAUCUCCCGGGACGUCGUGGACCUGUGCACACUGUACAUUUAUAAACUCCUCAGACAAAAGUGCCUGUGAUAUGUGUUCGUUACCAAAGUAACAACAUUGAGUGUGCUUGCUAUUCAAAAUGACAACACAUAAUGAUUGAAAACUAUUUAUAUUUACUUACAAGCUUAUGAUACAAAAGAAAGUCUUUUGCUAGACUUUGUACAUUGGAUCACCAAACAUCACUUAUGCAUGUAGCCCACGUUACUUGUUGAAGCGUAAAGUGUAGUGCCUAGAUGCCUUGAGUUUUUUUGUAACUAAUGUAUUCAGAGUCAUUUAAAGGUUUUGUUUAAAUGUUUUGUGUUCAUUGGUCAGUCAUUCCAACCUUCAAAUCAGCGUAACACGGAAAAUCCAUGAACUUCUCAAUUGUUUCUCCAAACUUUAAAUCUUUAAUAUUCUUCAAAGCAUUUUAAUGUUCUUGUGUUAAGUUUGAAAGAGCAUUUUUUCAAGGUGAUAUUGCUUCAUAUGUGCAUUAGGAGAAAUUUAUGAAAUAUACACCGUGGUAUUAUUGGAAUCCAUAUGUCUGACUAAAGUGAAGUAUGAAACAAUACUUUUUAUGGAGAGUUACUUAUGUCAUCAGACAUUCACUUUUUCUGUUACAUUUUUUAUUGGCAUUUGACAAGUCAAUACUGUAUAUUUAUUUGGUUCUCUUUGUAUGGUUGGGUAUGUCAUUGUUUGUUAGACAAGCUGUGUGUAAGUAAGAUAUAGGUGUACAUUGUCAUCUAUAUCCUAUUGUGAGGUCCAGUGUAGAUAAUUUAUGACUAUUUGUUACAGGUUUAUAGUAAUUAACUGGGUAUAAGCCCAAAGAGAUAGUCAUUGAAACUGGGAUAGAGUAAUAGGGUAGGGACACGUUUCUCAAUUUAUACAACCUAAAUAUCCAAAUAAUGCACAUAUCAUUAACUUCAUUUUGACAUCAAUUAUUCCGAACAUCACAUACUUUCCAGAACUUGAAUUUUGUGUGUGUGUGUGUUUUUUUUAUUUAAACAUUUACAAUACCAAGUUAUUGAUCAGGUAUUUCUACAAAUGUCUUAGAAACUUCUUUAUAAACUAGAUAUGAGAGGUAUGUUAUCUAAUCAAGCAUGUCUAGUAAACUGAUUAAUAAAAAGAUACAUAUUGAAUUUAAUAUAUGUUACUUUGCUUCAUUUUAGCGCCAUUUUCACUAUAACUACCCCAUUUCUUCUUAGCACAGAUCCCUGUAUCUCUGAAUAUCUCACCUUGACAGACUGUAGUUACACAUGUAUAUCCUUUUGAUUGUUACAGAAACUGAAAUGUACAUAGUAAAGUAAGGAAAUCAAUUAUCAAUUGAUUCCACACGGAAAAUGUGUAAAUACCUCGUACAAUAUGAUGUUUGAUUUUUGUCUGAGCUACUAUUUUGUAAGAAAUUCAUAAACUGAACAUGUUAUAAAUAUGUUCAUGUGAUGUAUAGAAAUGCUCCUAACAAGGCGUCUGUAAUCCUUAUUUUAUCUGUCUGUCAGUAUGCACCAAGAUCAUACCCAAUAUUACCCUGUUAUCCUUUCUAAUUUAGCAGCAACAUUUGCGUUAUAAGUAACAGGUAUAAAUAUACGUGUAUAUCUAACAUCACUAAUAAUAUGGUAUUUUUGUACAAACAUUCUACAAUUCAUUUAGUGCUAUCUUCUGUAAAGAUGUAUACAGAAACCACCUGUUUAUGAGAAGGUAUUGUAGGAAAGCAUUAUGAAUUAAGGGGAGAAAGAUGUACAUUUUCCUAAGACAGAGAUGAUAUAUCAAAACGUAACAAUAAAUCAUAUGACCAGAUAUGUGUCAUUGCUGCUGUCUACUUCAGUUACAUCUCAAGUGUGAUGUUUUGUUAUAUAGAGAAACCCUACUAUGUACUUCUCAGUUUUCAUCAAAGUAACUCGCAUCCAUGUUAUUAAAGUAAAAUGUUGCAAAUCGCAACUAAAUAGUACUUGUCAAUCAAACCAAGUAUAAGUUUUGAAAGCAUUUUUAUGCAAUAUAUGUGAUCUAGAUUACAGAAGAUACUUGAGUGGGUAAUUCCUCCUAACAGUUUCGUUAUAGUUCACUGUGUUGAUAUUGCCUAAUUUAGAUAGCUUAACUUAUGUACUAUUUAUGUGCUCAAUAAAAGUAUGUAUGGUACUCCAGUACAAAUGCUGUAGAAAUAAAAUAUUCUGUCUGACACCUUUAA
Messenger RNA from Pecten maximus, 4115 nucleotides. RefSeq names its product nuclear protein localization protein 4 homolog. Gene Ontology annotation, cellular component: nucleus. Lineage: Eukaryota; Metazoa; Mollusca; Bivalvia; Pectinida; Pectinidae. The coding region runs from base 99 to 2009 and encodes 636 amino acids. The transcript is spliced from 15 exons. Gene Ontology annotation, molecular function: ubiquitin binding; ubiquitin protein ligase binding. Gene Ontology annotation, biological process: ubiquitin-dependent protein catabolic process. The record is from RefSeq and is a predicted model, not a curated record.